CGGGGAAGGAAUCCAGCAGUGGAAUUUGGAGCUCAGGGAGCUUGGGUGCCUAAAAUGUGGGGUCAGAGCAGAAGCUUCGUGCUCGCUCGGCCUCUUCCGACCUCCCAUUGGCCUCGAACUAUAAAAGCAACCAGCGCCGAAACACCACGGCGAGCGAUAGUCGAUGCACAGGCACGCACAGGCACGCACGCACACGAAGCUGUAAACACAACACUGUAAUCUGCACCGCCAAUUGAGCAGAUCUAGUCCCAGUCCCGAGCCAUGUCGCGGCUUGCGGGCAAGGCGCCCAGGAGCUUGGGCCUGCGCCGAGGCUUAACAUCGCCGUGUCCAUGUGUUGCCCUCCGCAGCCCGAGUAGCGCGGCACCCAGAGCAGCAGCAGCAGCAGCAGCAGCGCGCCACCUGUCGACCGGCAAGGAGCCCCCGAGGAGCAGCGGCGCUUCGUUCCAGGGCCAGAUGGUGCAGAGCAUCGGGCAGCGCCUGGAGCGCGAGAAGGCUGACCGCGCCCGCCUCGUCAGGAUGCAGGAGCAGAAGGGCAAGGGCCGGAACCUGGCCAUGACAUUCUCCAUCCUCUUUGUCGGCACCAUCUGUUACGUCCUCGGCACCAUGACACCGCGCGACGCCGACCCGGCAUCGACGCUGCCGCUCGCCGCGACGCGCGCGCCGACGCACAAGACGGGCAAGGCCGAGCUUCAGGCGGCGUGGGCCGACUUUGUCGACAUCGUGGGCAAGGAGAACGUCAGCACGACCGAGUCGGACGUGCUGGUGCACUCGACGUCCGAGUGGUCGUCGCACACGAGCGCGCCGGACGACAACAAGCCCUUCUGCGUCGUGUACCCCGGGUCGACGGCUGAGGUAGCGGCCGUCAUGAAGGUGUGCCACGCGCGGCGCAUCCCCGUGGUGGGCUACAGCGGCGGCACGUCGCUCGAGGGCCAGUUCGCGCCGACGCGCGGCGGCAUCUCGCUCGACUUUGGCCGCAUGAACAAGAUCCUGCAGCUGCACAAGGACGACCUCGACGUGGUGGUGCAGCCGGCCGUCGGCUGGGAAGAGCUCAACGAGGAGCUGGCCACCCACAACCUCUUCUUCCCACCCGACCCGGGCCCGGGCGCCAUGAUCGGCGGGAUGAUUGGCACCGGGUGUAGCGGCACCAACGCCUACCGCUACGGCACCAUGCGCGAGUGGGUGCUGUCGCUGACCGUGGUGCUCGCCGACGGCACCGUCAUCAAGACGCGCCAGCGCCCGCGCAAGAGCAGCGCCGGCUACGACCUGACCAAGCUCUUCAUCGGCUCCGAGGGCACCCUAGGCCUCGUCACCGAGGCCACGCUCAAGCUGACGGUCAAGCCCGCCUCCACGUCGGUCGCCGUUGCCAGCUUCGCAUCCAUCCGCGACGCCGCCGAGUGCGUCGCGCGCGUCGUCAAGAACGGCGUGCCCGUGGCCGCCGUCGAGCUGCUCGACGACCAGCAGAUGCGCUUCAUCAACCAGGCCGGCACCACGUCGCGCCGGUGGGCCGAGGCCCCGACCAUCUUCUUCAAGUUCGGCGGCACCGAGCGCGGCGUGCAGGAGCAGGUUGCCAUCGUGCGCGACGUCGCAAAGGCCAUGGGCAACAAGACGUUCGACUUUGCCCGCAGCGAGCAGGAGCGCGACGAGCUGUGGAGUGCCCGUAAGGAGUGCCUCUGGAGCGCCAUAGCCGCCCGCCGCCCCGGCGACCACGUCUGGACCACCGACGUGGCCGUGCCCAUGAGCCGCCUGCCCGACAUCAUCGAGGAGGCGAAGCGCGACCUCAAGCAGUCGGGCCUGACGGGGUCCAUUGUGGGGCACGUCGGCGACGGCAACUUCCACAUGAUUGUGCUGUACAACGAUUCCGAGCGGAAGCUGGCCGAGGACGUGGUCCACCGCAUGAUCAAGCAGGCGGUGGCCAUGGAGGGCACGGUUACGGGCGAACACGGCGUCGGUCUCGUCAAGAGAGACUACCUGCCCCACGAGCUGGGCGUGACGACGGUGGAUGCCAUGAGGAGGAUUAAGGCCGCCUUCGACCCCCUGUGCCUGCUCAACUGCGACAAGGUGAUCCGCAUACAGAAGCCCAAGGCCGGUGAGGUGGCCGAGUGGUGAAGGACGCUGUCUUUCUUGUGUAUAAAAGAAAUUUACAACUAUCAAAAAUAAGAAGGGUUGUAUUAAAAGUGAAAG
Molecule: messenger RNA, 2181 nt
Organism: Lasiosphaeria miniovina
Lineage: Eukaryota; Fungi; Ascomycota; Sordariomycetes; Sordariales; Lasiosphaeriaceae
Exons: 5
Coding region: 262-2106 (614 amino acids)
Biological process (GO): lactate catabolic process
Cellular component (GO): mitochondrion
Molecular function (GO): FAD binding; D-lactate dehydrogenase (cytochrome) activity; D-lactate dehydrogenase (NAD+) activity
Source: RefSeq, a predicted model, not a curated record